This is a messenger RNA of Pelobates fuscus (common spadefoot toad), 3442 nucleotides long. It is a transcript of the gene RHOT1, whose product is annotated as ras homolog family member T1. Bases 136 to 2259 code for a protein of 707 amino acids. The transcript has 21 exons. Gene Ontology annotation, molecular function: calcium ion binding; GTPase activity; protein kinase binding. The record is from RefSeq and is a predicted model, not a curated record. Gene Ontology annotation, biological process: regulation of actin cytoskeleton organization; establishment or maintenance of cell polarity; mitochondrion organization. Lineage: Eukaryota; Metazoa; Chordata; Amphibia; Anura; Pelobatidae. Gene Ontology annotation, cellular component: cell projection; mitochondrial outer membrane; cytoplasmic vesicle.
CCUGCCUGGCUGCCUUCGCUUUGCUCAGCCUGUUGUCCCUCCCGGGCCGCCGUCCUUCCAGUGUCCUGAGCUCGGGCCGCGCUGAGAGGUGACACCGGGGGCCGCAGGAGCCCCAACUACACCCGGCCGGGCAGCAUGAAGAAAGACGUGAGGAUCCUGCUGGUGGGAGAACCCAGAGUUGGGAAGACUUCGCUGAUUAUGUCCCUGGUCAGUGAAGAGUUUCCAGAGGAGGUUCCACCUCGAGCGGAGGAAAUUACUAUCCCUGGCGAUGUCACCCCAGAGAGAGUCCCGACACACAUCGUUGAUUACUCUGAGGCAGAGCAAACAGAUGAACAGCUUUAUAGUGAGAUCUCACGGGCAAAUGUUAUCUGCAUUGUCUACGCUGUCAACAACAAGAAUUCCAUAGAUAAGGUCACCAACCACUGGAUCCCGUUAAUCAACGAGCGAACGGACAAAGACAGCAGAGUACCUCUAAUCCUGGUGGGGAAUAAAUCUGAUCUGUUGGAAUAUAGCAGCAUGGAAACCAUCUUACCCAUCAUGAACCAAUACUCAGAAAUUGAGACGUGUGUGGAGUGUUCUGCAAAAAACCUGAAAAAUAUUUCAGAACUGUUUUAUUAUGCACAGAAGGCUGUAUUACACCCGACAGGUCCAUUGUACUGCCCAGAAGAAAAAGAGUUAAAGCCAGCUUGUAUAAAGUCUCUAACUCGCAUUUUCAAGAUUUCUGAUUUGGACAACGAUGGGAUUUUAAACGAUGCUGAACUCAACUUUUUCCAGAGGACCUGUUUUCACAUACCACUUGCACCCCAGGCUCUAGAGGAUGUUAAAAAUGUCGUGCGAAAGAACGUCCAUGAUGGCGUAUCAGGAAACGGUCUGACGUUGAAAGGGUUCCUGUUUCUACACACACUUUUUAUCCAGAGGGGGAGACAUGAAACCACAUGGACUGUGCUGAGACGUUUCGGAUACGAUGAUGACCUAGAACUUACCCCAGACUAUUUAUUCCCUGCGUUGAAAGUGCCUGUGGACUGUACGACAGAGCUCAACCACCACGCAUACCUCUUUCUCCAAAGUGUUUUUGAUAAACACGAUCAGGACAGAGAUUGUGCUUUGUCACCCGAUGAGCUUCGGGAUUUAUUCAAAGUCUUCCCUUACAUGCCAUGGGGCCCUGAUGUCAACAACACAGUUUGUACCAACGAGAAGGGAUGGAUCACAUACCAGGGUUUCCUCUCACAGUGGACUUUGACAACGUAUUUGGACGUUCAGCGUUGUCUGGAGUAUCUUGGCUACUUGGGAUAUUCAAUACUAACCGAACAAGAGUCUCAGGCCAUGGCAGUGACAGUGACGAGGGAUAAAAAGAUCGAUCUACACAAGCGGCAGACGCAGAGGAAUGUUUUUCGGUGCAGUGUCAUUGGCUCUAAAGGCUGUGGGAAAAGUGGUAUACUCCAAUCGCAUUUAGGGAGAAAUUUGAUGAGGCAGAAAAGAAUUCGGGAGGAGCACCGGUCUUACUAUGCAAUUAACACAGUGUACGUGUACGGCCAGGAAAAAUAUCUGUUGUUACAUCAUGUUGCGGAAUGCGAAGCUCUGUCUCCGGCUGACGUAUCGUGCGAUGUUGUAUGUUUGGUCUAUGAUAUCACUAAUCCCGAAUCAUUUGACUACUGCAGCAGAAUAUUUAAGCAACACUACAUGGACAGCAGGACGCCGUGUCUCAUCGUGGCUGCCAAGUCCGACCUUCACGAGGUGAAGCAGGAGAGCAGCGUCUCCCCAGCUGAUUUCUGUAAGAAGCACAAGAUGCCACCACCCCAGGCUUUCACCUGCAACACUGCCGACAACCCAACCCGGGAAAUCUUCAUCAAAAUGACCACAAUGGCAAUGUAUCCCCAUGCCCGGUUACGCUGUCUGUGUGCCUGCAAUAGAUGCACAUUCUGCAUCUGUCAGAAUCUCCUCAACUCAGACCUGCUCCAGUCUGUAAAGGACAAACUCUUCACGGCCGUUGUGAACAGGUUGAGAGCCGGGGUAGAUGUGUUGGGGGAAUCGCUGCUAACAGAUACAGGGAGCAGUCUGGGGCAUCAAGUCCAUCCGGUCAUCUACGUCGAAAGCUCUGUCUUCAUGGAGUCAUCAGCUGAGCCCCCAGUACAAAAUGCCAGGCACAUGUCACAGGCAGAGCUGAAAAGUUCCACGUUUUGGCUACGAGCGAGUUUCGGUGCUACUGUCUUUGCCGUUUUAGGUUUCGCCAUGUACAAGGCCUUGUUGAAGCAGCGAUGAUGGAAGGAGUCAUGCCUCACUCCUACAGCCAAAACCCCCCAUAUUUCCGCUAUCCAUCCUGCAGCCAUUGGCUUAUUUAAUGACUUUACCCAUUGUAACGUGCACUACACAUGUUUUUAAUAAGUAAACAUCAUCAGUAUUCAAUAAUGGCCUCAAUGCUGGUACAGGACAAACGCUGAGGGAGGAGCCUUACUGCCGGUGGAUUUUAACACAGGGCUAGGUUCCACCCCCAGUCUGUUGAUGCAGUGUUCAGUGAAAUCCGUCCGGCACCAAAGCGUGAAUAAGGGUUAUUACAGAAACUGUUGAUUUUCCUUAUCAGGAAACUCACAGUGAUCCUACAGUUUCGGACUAACAGUUCAUUUUUUAUACUAUUCUAAUGAUAGAGGGAUCUGUCUUCCUACAGGUUCAGCUCUACGUAUCCACCAAAAUGCGGAGCUUUCAGGUUGUCUGUUUCACUGCAGUACUCCGUACAUAGUCUAAUCACUACGAGUGCAGGAGAGCAUUUAAUAAUCUGUUUCUGCAGCUAAUUGCCCAAAAAGAAGGUCCCUGUAUAUAAUGUAUAUAGCAGGUUAGCCCUUGCUCCCUUCUUAUCGAGCAUGAUCGAAAGUGCUUUGGUCGCAUCUUCAAAAUCCCAUUUCAGUGUACAGCUAAAAAUCUCAGUUAGUUUAGCUCGAUCCUUCAGAAGUGAGCCUUGCCGAGUAAUAUUUCUCCCUUGAAUGUCAUAAGAUAAGGCCCCAGUUAUUUUUUUAAAUGUGCAUGUGGAGCGUUCAAGAUUAUAAUACAUGCUAUUUAAUGUUAAUUUAAAUUUGAGUUGCAGGGAUAUAAAAAAAAAAUUAAAUAAAAAAACAAAAAAAACUGCCAGGUAUUGUAAUAUUGAAAAUAUUGUUGGUUUAUAUUUAUUUUAUUUUUUUCUUUCAAAUAUGUUGUUUUAUAGCCCGAUUGAACUAUUUGCAGAUUCUAAAUGAUUGAGAUAAAAUUGCACUUUUUAUUUCUUACCGUAGCCACUGUUGUAAUCUAGCCGUUAGUCUAGAAAAAUAUACACCGUUUUAAGUUUUUUGCUUCUUUUAGUUAAUGUCACAGUAUUCUUUCAAUCCUACAGAUAAUUAUGGCAUCAGGGAGCACAUUUUGUAACUAUUAAUUAAACCUAUGGGGUGUGGACUCAUAAAACCUAUAUUUUUCAUCA